Molecule: messenger RNA, 955 nt
Organism: Pogoniulus pusillus (Red-fronted tinkerbird)
Lineage: Eukaryota; Metazoa; Chordata; Aves; Piciformes; Lybiidae
Gene: ABRACL
Product: ABRA C-terminal like
Exons: 3
Coding region: 363-608 (81 amino acids)
Biological process (GO): regulation of actin filament-based process
Source: RefSeq, a predicted model, not a curated record
CGGCAGAAAGGCGGGCGCUGCCCAGACGCUUGCCCGGGCAGCCUGCCGAGCAGCGGCGGGCGGUGCGCCUGCGGCUCCUCUCACCCGGGUGGGGCCCGUUUCCUGGUGCGGCCUCGGUCGCAGAGCGGUACGAGCCCCGGCUCGGUCGUGCCCUGGCAGAACCCGGAGGGACAGUGGGGGUCUUGCUGGGGGGUGCCUCAGUGGGAAGGGGACCGGCUCUACCUGUGAACACGGCCCCGCCGAAGAGCCAUCUCCUCAGGUACUUGCAGUGUGUGCAGCGAUCGAGGUCGGUGCGGCUGCUCGCAAAGAUGGAUUUCUCCUCAUUAACCGCGACGUGAAUUUCCAGCGAUCGAAGGACCACAAUGAAUGUGGAACACGAAAUUGGCCUCUUGGUUGAGGAGAUUCGACGAUUGGGAACCAGAAAUGCUGAUGGACAAGUGAGUGUGAAGUUUGGUGUGCUCUUUGCUGAUGAAAAGUGUGCCAACCUCUUUGAAGCCCUAGUGGGAACUCUUAAGGCUGCAAAACGACGGAAGAUUGUCAGUUAUAAUGGAGAGCUACUUUUACAAGGUGUUCAUGACAAUGUUGAUAUCAUGCUGCUGCAGGACUGAUGCAGUAUUUCAGCUAUGCAUCAAUGGAAUUGUUUGACUCAGUGACUUGCAACAUCCUCUUAAUAAGGCUGAUCAUUCUAAAGUGUUCCGAUGUAUUUUCUAUGUCUUUAUAGUCAAAAGGAAAUUGUCCUAUUUUGAAAAACAUUCCCUUUUGUAAUUCUUCCUAAAAUGGUACUGUAUGUGAGUAAGGUAAAAGAUGCCAGUCUCUCUUUAAAAAAAAAAAACAACUCAGGUAUUCUUUUCCAAUGUCUGGUGGUUAUUUUCAACAUAGGAAGAAGGAGGCUUGUAAUUUAAUGUUUACAGAUCAAAAUGUGCCAUGCAAUUAUAAAAUAAAAGCACAUUCUUCA